This is a messenger RNA of Eruca vesicaria subsp. sativa (arugula), 1158 nucleotides long. The record is from the annotation of a GenBank genome assembly. NCBI's taxonomy places the organism in Eukaryota, Viridiplantae, Streptophyta, Magnoliopsida, Brassicales, Brassicaceae.
UUGGUCAACUUAAUAACUAAAUUAAUUUCUAGACGUGCAAAGUCAAACAUAGUAAUAUAGUGUUGGAAAAAAAUGUGGAAGACGGCUUUCUUUAAAUAAUUGGUUUAGUAAGCAGACAAUGUCUCUUUAAGACAAAAACAAAACAAGCUUCUCUCCUAUUCUUCCAAAGGUUCCAACUUCAUACAUCAAUCAUCUCCACACCACCAUGAGCCACCAGAACCACCACAAGUCGCCAAGCUAUACCACCGACCCUAACACCAUGUUCGUUCAAGCAGAUCCCUCAAAUUUCCGCAACAUCGUCCAAAAACUCACCGGACCACCACCGGAACUCUCCGUCGUCUCCGCGGCACAGCAGAAGCUUCCUCUGACUCCAAAGAAACCAGCCUUCAAGCUCCAUGAACGCCGUCAAACAUCCAAGAAAAUGGAGCUGAAGAUCAACAACAUCAUAGAUGACUCUUGCAGCCAUUUCCACCGAGGCUUCCUCGUCUCUCCCGUCUCUCACCUCGACCCAUUCUGGACGCGCGUGAGCCCACAUUCAGCUCGUGAACAUCCCCACGCGCCGCUUGACAAAGAAGAGCAAAAGGCCAUAGCCGAGAAAGGGUUCUACUUCCUUCCGAGUCCGAGAAGCGAGGGCGAGCCAGCACCGGAGCUUUUGCCUUUGUUUCCUCUACGUUCUCCUAACGGUACUAAUCAAGGGACUAAAGAUGAUUAUCAAGACUCUUAGAGCUCUUAAUUUCAAUAUUUGGUUGUUUUGUUAGAGCUGAUAUGACUUGGUUUCUAUUAUCCUUCAUUAACUUUUUUUUGAAGGGUCAACUAUUCCGCGUGUACUCCACUUCCAUUAGAUUAUAAUCUUUAAGUACUUUUAUUUAUAGUUCUUUAUACGCGUGAUCAAUUACUUUACAAUUAGUCAAGGAAGACAUCAUUUCGCAAGUACUACGUGGAUUCAUAAACAAACUCACGUAGUUUUGAAAACUUAACUACAAUUAGUUAACAUUAUUUACUGUCAAAAACAUUCGUUAUAUCUUAAAAACAAGUCGAUGCAUGCGUGUAUGAGGUAAAUGAAUAGAUAGCAACCAGGACGUGUUAGUUUGGUGGUGAACGGCUUGCAGCUGCAGGUACGACCCCGGGUUCGAUUCGUAUUGGCCAUCGUGACUUUCA